Sphaeroforma arctica JP610 is the source of this 1210-nucleotide messenger RNA. RefSeq lists its product as hypothetical. The transcript is spliced from 3 exons. Gene Ontology annotation, cellular component: cytoplasm; eukaryotic translation initiation factor 3 complex. Gene Ontology annotation, biological process: translational initiation. Gene Ontology annotation, molecular function: translation initiation factor activity. The annotation marks the transcript as partial. The record is from RefSeq and is a predicted model, not a curated record. Lineage: Eukaryota; Ichthyosporea; Ichthyophonida.
AGGCAAGGUAGCCGACUGGACCGGCAACGCCAACUUCCACGACCGCCGAUACAAAGAGAAGUACCAGCAACGCUAUGGGGCGGGUGGGACAGCCUUCAGUUACCAACACGAGGUGGAUGAGAGCUCAUUCAGACUGGUUGACCGCAACCCCACACAGCAGAAGCGCUUCACUGGUCGCAGGUUCAGACCUCGCCGCAGAGAGUCUCUGCACCGCUCGGGUGCGGGUGGUCUACAGCGUCUGGGAGGCAACAACCGUAACAUGCGUGGUGGUGCUAACCAGCGUGGUGGUCGUGGGGGUCGCGGUGGCUUCGCGCGCUGGGGCAAUCGAAGAGAGACGCGUGAGCGCGAGGCGUCUGUAGAGGUACAGUCCACGUGGGAAGUGCAGGACGAGAUCGAGUUCACGCGUCUCACCAAGCUAGCCUUCAGCGUAGACGCGCCGGUUGACCUGCUGACCUGUGGUACUAUGGACCGGUACGAUAAGAGCUACGACCGUGUGACUACGAAGAACUCCAAGCCGCUGCACCAGUUCCAGAAGGUCUUCCACAACGUCACCACCACGGACGAUCCGGUGUUCCGGGAUCUGGCCCAGAGCACCAACGCGAAGGUGUUUGCCACCGACGCUAUCAUUGCGACUAUUAUGGCCACACCGCGGUCUGUGCACUCGUGGGAUAUCGUAGUACAACGCGUGGGGGAUAAACUGUUCCUGGACAAGCGCGACAACUCACAGUUUGACUUCCUGACGGUCAACGAGACGGCCCAAGACCCCCCCACAGACGAGGCGGACAACCGCAUGAACACACCCAGCCAGCUGGCUAUAGAGGCGACGUAUAUCAACCAGAACUUCUCGCAGCAGGUACUUAAGAGUGGCGACUCCAUUGAGCUGGAGGAGGGCAAUCCGUUUGCGGAGGAUGACGAGGAUGUGUGCUCGGUCGGAUACCGCUACAGAAAGUGGGAUCUUGGAAACGAUAUCGAGCUUGUGGCCCGAUGUGAGGUCGAUGCCUUCCAACGGUCGCCCAAGGGUGAGGAAUCAUACUUGAUGAUUAAAGCACUCAACGAAUAUGAUCAAAACCCCUUGGACUGGCGCCAGAAACUGGACUCGCAGAAGGGUGCCGUUCUGGCUAUGGAGUUGAAGAACAACAGUAUGAAGUUGGCCAAGUGGACGGCCUGUGCACUGCUGGCUGGUGCGGAUACACUCAAGCUCGGGUGAGUG